Molecule: messenger RNA, 3643 nt
Organism: Sinocyclocheilus grahami
Lineage: Eukaryota; Metazoa; Chordata; Actinopteri; Cypriniformes; Cyprinidae
Product: dynamin-1-like protein
Exons: 17
Coding region: 144-2069 (641 amino acids)
Biological process (GO): endocytosis; intracellular distribution of mitochondria; peroxisome fission
Cellular component (GO): microtubule; mitochondrion; cytoplasm
Molecular function (GO): GTP binding; microtubule binding; GTPase activity
Source: RefSeq, a predicted model, not a curated record
UGUAAGGGCGCAGAAAAGCGAAACAUGUCGGUCCUUCCGUGACUGCACGUUGUGUUUUCCAUAUUUCCAGCAUGACAGUGCGCGCUAUAACGCUCUGAUUGUGUAACUCUGUAGCCACUGCUCGACACAGCGCAUUACGGGAGAUGGAAACUCUGAUUCCCAUCAUUAACAGACUGCAGGAGGUUUUCCUCACAGUUGGAGCCGAGAUCAUCCAGCUUCCUCAGAUCGUAGUCGUGGGGUCACAGAGCAGUGGAAAGAGUUCAGUACUGGAGAGUUUGGUUGGACAAGACUUUCUGCCCCGAGGUUCAGGAAUAGUGACUCGGCGCCCUCUAGUGCUACAGCUGGUGAACGUGUCUCCGCUGGAGGAGAGGCGGAAACAAGACAAUGGGAAUGGAGCUAAACACAACAGCCAAAACAAUUAUCCAGGUAUCAAAGCAGAAGAAUGGGGCACCUUCCUUCACUGCAAAAACCAGAUUUUCACAGAUUUCAGUGAAAUCCGGAAAGAGAUCGAGGAGGAAACGGAUCGCAGUACCAAUAAUAAGGGCAUCAGUCCAGAGCCCAUUUACCUGAAGAUAUAUUCCCCUAACGUACUCAGUCUGACGUUAGUUGACUUGCCUGGCAUCACUAAGGUCCCUGUUGGUGACCAGCCUGAAGAUAUCGAGACUCAAGUGCAAGAGAUGAUUCUGUCCUACAUCUCCAACCCCAACUCCCUCAUCCUGUGUGUCUCUCCUGCAAACUCUGACCUCGCCACAUCGGAUGCCCUUAAACUGGCACGAGAGGUGGACCCAGAUGGUCACAGGACGCUGCUGGUGGUGAGUAAGCUGGAUCUGAUGGACGCGGGGACAGAUGCUCUGGAGGUGCUGCUGGGCCGGAUCAUACCCGUCAGACUGGGCAUUAUCGGUGUGGUUAACAGGAGCCAACAUGACUUGAACACCCAAAAGAGUCUCGACGACUCGUGCAAAGACGAGCAGGUGUUCCUACAGCGGCAUUACCCGUCAUUGGCCUCCCGCUGCGGCUCGCGCUACCUGGCUCGCACCCUGAGCCGACUGCUCAUGCAUCACAUCAGAGACUGUCUCCCGGUGCUCAAGACGCGAGUCACGGUGCUCACCGCCCAGAACCAGUCCCGACUCAACAGCUACGGCCAGCCAGUGGAAGACCACAGCGCCACCUUGCUGCAGAUCGUCACUAAGUUUGCCACCGACUACUGCAACACCAUCGAAGGCACUGCCAGACACAUCCAGACCUCUGAAUUGUGUGGAGGAGCUCGUAUCUGUUACAUAUUCCACGAGACGUUUGGAAGAACCCUGCAGUCUAUUGACCCACUUGGAGGGCUCACCGAGCUAGACAUUCUCACAGCUAUUCGAAACGCUACGGGUCCUCGGCCGGCGCUGUUUGUUCCUGAGGUCAGUUUUGAGCUGCUGGUGAAGAAACAGAUCAAGAGACUGGAGGAGCCCAGCCUGCGCUGUGUGGAGCUCGUACACGAGGAACUUCAGAGAAUCAUCCAGCACUGCUCUGCCUACAGCACACAGGUUCAUAAUCUAGUUGCAAUCGAGUUGGCCUAUAUAAACACCAAACAUCCUGAUUUCACAGACGCUGCCCAAGUGUCUGCAUCUGUCAACAGCCAGCAGGCGGAGGCUGGGGAUGGAGGUAAGCGAUGGAAGAAUGAGAAAAUGCCGUCAGAGGAUAAAGGCCCCGUGCCAGGGUUUGGGAGUCCCACUAAAGCCAUCAACCUGCUGGACACGGCCGUGCCAGUAUCCCGCAAGCUGAGCACUCGAGAGCAGAGGGACUGUGAGGUCAUCCAGCGGCUCAUCAAGUGCUACUUCCUGAUCGUGCGCAAGAGCAUCCAGGACAGUGUGCCAAAGACGGUGAUGCACUUCCUGGUGAAUUUUGUGAAGGAGCAUUUGCAGAGUGAGCUGGUCGGUCAGCUCUACAAACAGCGUCUGCUGCAGCAGCUGCUCAUCGAGUCUCAGGAAACUGCUCAGCAGCGCACAGAGGUUGCACACAUGCUGGAGGCGCUCAAGAAAGCCAGUAACAUUAUCUCAGAGAUCCGGGAGACUCAUCUUUGGUAGCCAAACGUUCUCAUGAACAUUCUGUCCAGGAAAGUGUUUACAUGUUUGUGCGUGCUGUAUGUGUGUGAGUGUACGACAUAGGUCAAAUACAUCAUCUGAAGAAAUUCAAUGCCUCUGCCAGCAUGAAACAUUCAACAAAAUGUGUACAGUUUUCCAAAUAGCCCAUAUUUCUACUGUAUAUGCACUGAUUCCAUAGCUGUGUGUUUGACAGAGGUCAAACGUGUGAGUGCGUUUAUACUCAGUAGUGAACAUAUCAAGUCCAUGCCGUUAUCUUCAAUAUCAUAAAUGCUUCGUAAUGGGUUUUCGCCAUUAUGAUAAAUACUUUCAGUUAGCGUUAUAAGAAUUAAGUAAUGUCUCAAAUGCUACUAAGAGCAUCCCAAGAACAAUUGAGCUCUCAUACGCUCACAUGACUGAAAACAGGAAUCACACAAUGAACGUCGUUAUUUUUUCAUCAUUUACUCAACAUGUCAUUCCAAACCGUAUAAUUUUCUAGAAUACAAGAGAUGAAAAAUGUUCACGCUGUGUUUUUUUUUUUCCCCCAUUCAGUGAAAACAUUAAAGGCUUUCAAGCUCUGAAAUGGACUAAAAGCAACAUAAAUGUAGCAUAAAUCAUCAUAAAAGUAGUUCAUGGGACUCAUUAAUUAGUUUUAUGUGAGGAACAGACUGAAAUCUAAGUCAUUAUUCACUGAAUAUAGAUGUGGAAUGACAUGAUGACGAGUAAUUGACAGAUUUGAGUGAACUAUUCCUUUAAUACGCUGUAAAUAUCAUGUAAUAAAUGUGGUGUCCAGAUUUACAGUAAAUAUAAGAAACAAAAAAACGCCCUUUAUUAGAUUUGGUUGCAUUUGUCCAUGUUGGCACAGUUGUAUGUUACAUAUAAGCUUAAGUUAUCACAGCCAAUAUGGGCUAAAAACAAAAGCAGUGCUAAUAUAUUUGAUAAUGUGAAUGAAACUCAAAUAUGAUGUUAAAUUUAGAAUAAUUAAUGAUGUAACGCGUGACUGGUGUCUAGACAUGGUGCAAAUAAAUAGUAGUGCAGCGUGAAGAGCCACAGAACAAAGAGCCAUUGUGUUUAGUUGUGCUCUGAAACACUUCAAACCGCGCUUGGAUGUGCCGGAGACUUGACUGCCAUUUAAUAUUUAUGCUUGUGUGAAUAUUUAUUGUGAGAGUGAGUACGCCUGUGUCAAAGAAGGUCAAAUGAGGAAGAACAAACUAAGAUAUGAAAACAUUGGCUGUUUGACGCAUUGAACACCAAGAAUGAAUAGUGUUUAGUGUCAAAUACAAACAGUGCAAAAUUAAUGCCCAGCACAAAUGUGGGCAGUGGGGCUGUAGAGAAUUUGGUAGUUAUUGUAUUGCCUGCUAAAACCAAUAUUAAUUUGUGUGGUUAUUUAUGUUGGGGACAAUGUUGCAUAUUUUUUUUAUUUAUUUCUUGUGAUGGGACACAUUAUGCUUCAAACAUUAUGCAUCUCUACCAACCAAUCAGUCAUAAAAAAUAGACAUGCUAGGAAGACUGAGAGAAGAGGGAUAAAUAAAAUCAACAUAAACAUGUUUAUAUACAUUGUCAAAUACCUGAAAGUUAAU